Messenger RNA from Spodoptera exigua (beet armyworm), 930 nucleotides. The record is from the annotation of a GenBank genome assembly. NCBI's taxonomy places the organism in Eukaryota, Metazoa, Arthropoda, Insecta, Lepidoptera, Noctuidae.
AUGAGUCAGGAAACAGAAAAAGAAUCGUCUUCAAGUGCAGAUGACCAGGGAGCGCAGUUAAUAACUUCAUUGAGGAAUGACGCCAACUUAGACCUUUCAGCUGACGAGGAGUACGAGGACCUUCGAGCUGAGCUCUUGGCCUACAACACAGCACUCGCUUCCCUCACUCCCACGCGUAGAGCGAUAAAAGGUACGGAGUGUUGGAAGCGAAAAGGUAUUUGCGUCAAGAUGAACCUGUGUGAGGGCCUCCCCUAUUUAUCGCUAGUACCUGGCUGCAGAAGCAACAAAGAAGUGUGUUGCUUGGCGUGGAACAAGUUUAUAGUUAAAGACCUGAAACACCUCGGUAUCGGUAAAAGAUACGAGUUUGGUGGCGGCCAAGGCAUUAUAUUGAAAUGGAAGGAGAAACCAGUUGACUUACAGAAAAUCGUGGAUUCCCCAGCAUGUAAACUAAAAACCAUGUUACUGUUCGGCGGUGGCAUUAUUGUGUUAGUUGUUUCAAAUGUGGGAGGUCUAAAUGGAAAUAUGGUGGUAAACGGAAUGUUAAACCAACCCAUCGAUAUAUCUAGUGGCUACAAAGAUGUAUUCCUUCCUGGAUUGAGUGGGAAACCAGCGCUUGGAACGACUGCGUUGACCUGCUGGGCACGUGGCGGCAUCUGUGUGGACAUUAAAGAAUGCCCCUCACUUAAUAUGGACAUAAGUGUUGCCGGUUGUGCUUGGGGCUACAAAGUAUGUUGUAAGGUCCACGAGCUCCUUUCUCCGACCGUGAAUGCCCGCAGAAGAUACGCCAUACCUGUCAUAAGCAAUAUCGAUGAAUUGGGAACCUCGUUGGACAUUAUCGCACUUAGGAACUCUAUGCUCCUAUCGAGCUGGCAAAAUGAUAAAAAACCAGAAACCGACCGUGUACACUUGGAGAAUUUAUUUAAUAAAUAA